CGUCAUACCAACCCAUGUCCACUAUGAUGUCCGCCAUGAAGUCAAGCCGUCUUUGGCGUCACUGCCCCAAGUCGACUAACUUAAUGGUAAUUUAUCUUCGCAUGUCUCCAAAACGGCAGUACCUCGCAUCCAGCAGCUCGUCAAGUCUCUCACGCUCAUUCUCACCACAGCCGAAGCGAUUCAGGUCAUCGACGGCUGGCUUCGGGUCUGAAUCUUCAACGGCGACUGUUAACCCGUUACGCGUCCACAUCAUCGAGGCCAAGCUCAAGGUCAAGGAGAUAGCAGAGCUUCGCUCAAUACUGGACAGUGGGGAAGUUCUCGGUGAAGCAGACUCGGGCCAGUUCCAGUUGGUUUACGAACCAGACAUGAAGGAUGCAGACGUGAUAGUCACCGCAGUGAAAAUGAGGAAGCGGUUGGAGCGACAUAUUGACUGGGAUCUCGCGGUGCAAAAAUUCGUUAUCACACCAAAAUGGCUACGGGAUUGCGCCAAAGUACAUGAAGUCUUACCAUAUGAUGACUAUAUCGCCGUUCGCUCGUUGCGCUCGUCAGCCCCGGUUCCAGAAGACCCGUCUGCCAGUGGCCUCGGGGAAGUUCAUGACAGCACAGAAAUUGACUACCGGAGUCCAACCUCGUGUCGGCGACUUUCACCUUUAGAGUGUCCGAAUCAAGAAGAGCUUGAAGGGAAAGUUAUGAAUACCUUGGCUUAUGAGAGGGCUAUCGCUGUGGCGUAUCCAUUUGUUAUAACCGAAGACCUCCUCAAGACGGAAGUCUCAAAUUUGGCACAUUUGGGCCAAAAAACUGUUGCCAAAAUCAAGGAAUACCUUCGUUCGGGGACGAUAAGCGAGGCUGCCCUAACACUCUUCACAUCCGUAUAUGGAAUAGGUCCUGCGUACGCCCGGCAAAUGUACGACGUUGAAGGUCUUCGGACUCUCAAAGAUCUGCAGUUCUAUUAUGAGAACCUGGAAGAUUCUGCUUCAGCGGGGUCAGAUGCUCCUAAGCAAAAAUCCCAAUAUAUGGUUCUCACCACUACCUCGGAGAAGACGCAGGUGCCAACAUUAACUUCCCUAGAGGCUAUACGGCUUCAAGAGGAACUAAACAGCCCUAUCCUCCGAGACGAGACGGAGAGAAUGCAUACUAUUGUCAUGGACGAGCUAGGACAUCUGCAACCCGGCUGCUCCAGCACCAUUACUGGGAGUUACCGCCGUGGCAAAAAGGGUAGCAGUGAUAUUGAUAUUGUCAUUACUCAUGAGAACCUGAAGACUGCUGGGAAUCAAGUGAAGAGUCUCUGUGAGCAGUUGGUUCACAGACUCUACAAUCGUGGUAUAAUUACUCACCUUAUGGGCUUGUCAAAUUUCGGCGAUACUUCCUCACGAACAGCAGAGCGAGGUUCCCUUUACAAAGUGAUGUCAGUGUUCAUGCUGCCGUCCGAUGGAACUAGCGCCAGGUUGCAUCGAAGGCUUGAUUUGAUCUUCACAACGCCUGAAUUGUAUUGGACAGCUGUUGUUGGCUGGACUGGUUCGAAAAUGUUCGAAAGGGACCUGCGGUUGUGGGCAAAGGAACGGUGUGUGUCACUUCUUAUCAGCCCAUCGGUAUCCUUACACAUUGUGAAUACUAGAGGGUUCAAAUUUGAUAGUUCCGGAAUAAUGCGUCGACGGGAUUCUCGCCCUUACUUUCCAAAGAGCGAAGCAGAGGUCUUCGAGCUAUUGAGUCUUCCUUGGAUUGAACCUACAAUGCGCAAUGCCGAUGUUUGAUCACAAUGGCAUAGGGCAUGGCGUCGUGACCAGCUUUUCGUUUGUUUUAGGUUGCCUUUCAGGCGGUCCUUGGAAUGUAUAAAUAUAUCAUCUCUGGUCUCAAGCUGGAAACGUCAGGGUAGCAGAGCAAGCGGAUGAAUAUCCGCCAGAGACCGAUCCAGUGAUAUACAUACAAGCGACUCAAGCUUUUGGUUGCCAAUAGAAUCUGUGUAGUCUGCUUCAACGUAAUUCUUUACUAAAAUGCAAGUUGAUGCACUUGUACCAGCA
Molecule: messenger RNA, 2018 nt
Organism: Desarmillaria tabescens
Lineage: Eukaryota; Fungi; Basidiomycota; Agaricomycetes; Agaricales; Physalacriaceae
Product: DNA polymerase mu
Exons: 11
Coding region: 15-1751 (578 amino acids)
Biological process (GO): double-strand break repair via nonhomologous end joining; base-excision repair
Molecular function (GO): DNA-directed DNA polymerase activity; DNA binding
Source: RefSeq, a predicted model, not a curated record